Messenger RNA from Owenia fusiformis, 661 nucleotides. The record is from the annotation of a GenBank genome assembly. NCBI's taxonomy places the organism in Eukaryota, Metazoa, Annelida, Polychaeta, Sabellida, Oweniidae.
GACGAAAAGUUUCAGAAUGGGACUACUUGUACCUCGAUAUGGAGCUCUUGAAUACGUUGGCUGGGAAACAAACGCUGCAGCUACAACUAUGGCUAUUGAAGAUGCUAAAAAGAUGCAGCUUUUACCAAAUUAUAACCUGAGUGUAACAUGGAGAAAUGGAGCCUGCAAUGCUGGUAGGGCACUUGGAAUGGCUGUUGACAUGAUCACAAAUGACAACAUAGAUACCAUAAUAGGGCCAGCAUGCUCAGAAGCUGCCAUUGUUGUUUGUCACUUGGCCACAUUCUGGAAUUUUCCGGUGUUUUCACAUGGCUCCAGUGAUCCGGAGCUAGCAGAUAAAAAGCUAUUUCAGACGUUGGUUCGUAUUCUCCCGCCGUUCAGUAAGAUGGGAAGAGCAUUUGUUGAAGUUUUCAAGUAUUUUAAAUGGAAUACGGGUGUACUGAUGGCGACGGAAAACAUUGGUCAGUAUUCAUUUAACGACUAUGCUAGUCGUUCAAUCGAACAAGAGUUCAGAAAUGCAGGACUGACUCUGUCAGAUAAUGUGAAAGUUUCUCCGGACAUCACAGAAAACGAGAUUGACACGUAUUUGAAACGAUUCAGUAGGAGAGGAAGAAUUAUCAUGCUGCAAAUGAAUCGAAGAAAUAUCCGUACGGUGAUGGAGCGG